AUGUAUUCGUUCGCCCGCAUCCGCCGCUGGGAGUCCUUCGGCGGAAGACUGGCGAGCCUCACCGGUGGCUCGCUUCUUUGGACCAGCGCUUCCCUCCAUUCCUGCGUGUUCUUCGACCAUCCAAGGCGCACGACGCAGCAGCGAAGCGCGAAAGCCCAACCCUCUCCCCAUCUCCCCUCUUGUCCUCCUCCGCCUCGCUCGCUGUUCCCCCAUGUCCCAACCUGCAGCUCGUCGCUCCCCGAGGGGCAGGAAGACGGAACGACGGUCGGAGGACUCGCUCGCGAUGAAGAACCGAACAACGAACCCGUCGGUCUCCCCUCCCUGCCCGACGAGCUCAUUGCGCGCAUCUACCGCUCCCACAUCUUCGUUCCCAACUUGAACUACCCCGAGAUCAACGUCGCCUACCAGUGGAGGCUCACCUGCAUCAACCGGCGCAUCUAUCACCUUGCUCGCCCUCUCGCGUUCAACCACCUCGCAAUCAACGACGCCGACUCCUGGAUGCCCAGCUUGCUCGUCUUCCUCGCCGCGCAAGCUGUACCUCUUCCGUCAACUACCAGCUUACUCGUCCAGGUCGAGACUCAGACAAUACCGCUCGUGAUGGUCAUGGCGCCGCGGCUCCUCCCGAACCUCACAACACUCGUUCUGGGCAUUGGCUCGCAAGGCGAGGAUGACCGCUACGUCCUGCCACGCUACGUCACGGACGUUCUUCCGCACUUUCAGCAGUUACAGCGGCUCCAAGUUGAGGACUUUGAGAGCUUGGAGGACGAGGACUUCGACAUCUGCCGGCUGUCCAGCCUCAAGGAUCUGAUUCUCAAGCGGGGCGCUACUACCCAACUUUCGUUUCUGCGCCAUGGAGCGGACCUUCCUCUCCGCUACUUGGAACUCCUGCCAAUCGCCGCAGAGGACAUACCGAUCGACCUGGCGAUACCGUGGGGUCACUUGCGCUCUUUAACCCUGAUCCUCUACGGGGCUUCGGCGGCGUACACGGCCAUACUGGACAAGCUGAAGCUGCAUCUGACGACUCAUCCCGACCGGCAACUCCCCUUACACUCCCUUGCCAUCAACGCACCUUGGCAAGACCUUCUUGCAUCCUCCGUCAAGCCCGAGCAUCAAGACGUCGCCCCCUUCCUCGCCUUUCUCGAAGCUGCGCUUCGUCAUUCGGCCAUCAUACGACUCAAGAUAGACCACCUCACAAUCUGGCCGCUCCGCAAGCCUCUCCUGCGAUACAAGGCACUGCACAGGCUCCGACUCGACUUGUGUGAUCCUACACCCGACGAUGCAAAGCAACGAGAUCGCCUGCCAUUGACCGACAUCUUCUACAUCCUUCUCAACUUUCCAUGCCUCCAGUACCUCUUCCUCGACGCUACAUCCCUCCACGACUGCUUGGACGGGCAUCACCUCCUCAAGCAACCAACCCUCGCCAAUUCGCCUCACCUGCCGAUCUUCGAGCCGACCCUGUCGGCACUCGUCCAAUCCUUGCAGUCCACCACUGUCAUCUCUUUCUCCUUUCGACCGAUUGAACCUUUUGGACUCUUCACCCACCGCCAGUUGCGCUGGACGCGACGUUCACCCCAGGAACCAUUCGUCUUCAGUCUGUGGACGCUGGGUUGCUAG
This is a messenger RNA of Rhodotorula toruloides NP11, 1614 nucleotides long. RefSeq lists its product as uncharacterized. NCBI's taxonomy places the organism in Eukaryota, Fungi, Basidiomycota, Microbotryomycetes, Sporidiobolales, Sporidiobolaceae. The transcript is spliced from 5 exons. The coding region runs from base 1 to 1614 and encodes 537 amino acids. The record is from RefSeq and is a predicted model, not a curated record.